Molecule: messenger RNA, 2964 nt
Organism: Quercus lobata
Lineage: Eukaryota; Viridiplantae; Streptophyta; Magnoliopsida; Fagales; Fagaceae
Product: receptor-like protein EIX2
Exons: 2
Coding region: 102-2927 (941 amino acids)
Molecular function (GO): protein binding
Source: RefSeq, a predicted model, not a curated record
CCAAAAAAAAAAAAAAAAAAAUCAUUCUUGUUGCACUGAAUUUUCUAGCUGUGCUUCCUCUCUUCUUGAUUCUAAUUUUAAUUGCUCUUCGAUCAUAGGCGAUGAUAAAGGUCAUGGGUGGAAGGUCCCUAAAACUUCUCUUUGCGUUUUUAACGCUUUUCCUACAUUUGAAAUCAGCCCUUGUAUUCACUUCAGGUGUUGGAAAUGGCAGCGUUUUGUGCAUAGAGAAGGAGAGACAAGCCCUCCUUGAGUUCAAAAAAGGCUUUGUUAAUGGCAACGACAACAAGCUCUCUUUGUGGGGGAGUGAAGAUGAAAAGAAUUGCUGCGAUUGGGUCGGAGUUCACUGCAACAGCCAAACAGGCCAUGUAAUUGAGCUAGACCUUCAUUUCUAUGGUUUGCGAGGUAUGAUUAGUCCUUCAUUACUUGAGUUGCCUUAUUUGACUUAUCUGGAUCUCAGUUCCAAUGAUUUUAAUCAAAGCCAUAUUCCAAAGUUUAUCGGUUCUCUCAGUAACUUAAGACACCUCGAUCUCUCUUUGUCCAAUCUCAAUGGGCCAAUUCCACUUGAACUUGGAAAUCUUUCACUCUUGCAAUCUCUUCAACUCGGUAAUAAUUAUUUUAAUCAGAGUCAUAUUCCAAAGUUUAUUGGUUCUCUCAGUAAUUUAAAAGACCUCGAUCUCUCUUCGGCCAAUCUCAGUGGGCCAAUUCCACAUCAACUUGGAAACCUCUCACUCUUGCAAUAUCUCUAUCUCCAUGAUAAUGAUUUGAAAAUUGUUGAAAAUCUCGAAUGGCUUUCUCGCCUGUCUUCAAUAAAAGACCUUGUCCUAAGUCCCACAAAUUUCAGUGUAGCCAAUGAUUGGCUGGAAGUUGUGAGUCAUCUCCCUAAACUAUCAAAGUUGUUAUUGAUGAACUGUGAUCUUCCUCCCGUCACUGAUUUCUCGUCUCUCCCCCAUAUCAACUUCUCUAAAUCUCUCACUACAAUAGAUCUUUCUACUAACCAUGUCACUCAAUCAAUAUUUCCGUGGUUGUUCAACUACAGUACGAGCUUGGUUGAGAUUUACCUCUCUGAAAACCAGUUAGGAGGUUCAAUUCCAGAUGCUUCCAGUAACAUGAAUUCUCUUCAAGUUCUCUCUCUUUAUGAGAAUCAACUUGAAGGAGGCAUUCCAAAAUUCUUUGGUAAUAUGUGUGCUUUACAGACUUUGUCUAUAGAGAACAACAAACUGAGUGGACAACUGGCAGAGCUCAUCCAUAACUUGUCUGGGUGUGUGCAAUACUCAUUAACGUGGUUGUCUUUACGUGGGAAUCAAUUGAAGGGGUCAGUGCCUAAAAGCAUCGGAAACCUAUCUGCGCUAUGGAGUUUGUAUCUUGGUUCCAAUCUUUUGGAAGGUGAAAUCUCAGACCAACAUUUUUCAAAUCUUUCCCAAUUAAUGGAAUUAUCGUUAUCUGAUAAUUCUUUGACUUUAAAAUUAAGCAAUGAUUGGGUGCCCCCUUUCCAAUUCAAAUUUAUAGAUUUGUCAUCUUGUAACUUGGGUCCUGAUUUCCCAAAAUGGUUAAGUACUCAACAACUAAUUGAAUACCUCGAUAUCUCCCGUAACGGAAUUUCAGAUACCGUCCCUUCAUGGUUUUGGAACCACACUUUUGGGUAUUAUUAUUUAAAUCUCUCCAAAAAUAAAUUUUUGGGGGUAAAUUCUCUUCUAUGCUUGAGUUCGGAGCCAAUCUUGGUUAAUUACCUUGAUCUCUCAAACAACCAGCUAUCUGGAGACCUCCCUAAUUGUUUCAUGCAUUGGCCUGAAUUAAUAGUUCUAAAUUUGGCCAACAAUAAUUUGUCAGGAGAAAUUCCCUACUCUAUAGGCUCUUUGAAAGAGCUUACGGUAUUAGAUCUGAGCAACAACAACUUCUUGGGAGAAUUGCCAUUGUCAUUACAAAAUUGCACAAUGUUGUCAUUUAUAAAUCUAAGAGACAAUUCAUUUUCGGGAAAACUACCAGCUUGGAUGGGAGAAAGCCUGUUAUCUUUGGUCAUUCUUGACCUUCACUCCAAUAAGUUUCAUGGAUGCAUACCACUGCAACUAUGCCGGUUAGUGCAUAUUCAAUUUUUUGACUUCUCUCAAAAUAAUAUUUCAGGAAAUAUUCCACGAUGCCUUUAUAAUUUGACUGCCAUGGCUUUUAAAAAUGCAAAUAAUAAGAGAACUACUAUAGAUUUGUCGGCAUAUAUGGAUGGCACUCAAGUUAUAUUUAAACUUUUUGAUGGGGACAAUUAUGUUUUCGAUACAAAUGUUAGUUGGAAAGGACACUCUUACAUCUAUGGAAAGAAUUUUGGAGAGAUGAGAAGUAUUGAUCUCUCAAGUAAUAAAUUAACCGGUGAAAUUCCAGCAGAAAUUUUCAGCCUUACAGAAUUGAAAGCAUUGAACUUAGCAGGAAACAUGUUGACAGGACUAAUUCCUCAAGGGAUUGGUCAUUUGAAACAGUUAGAAUCCUUGGAUUUGUCGAGAAAUCAACUUUUUGGUUCAAUUCCUACUAGCAUUGCUGAUCUUAAUUUUCUGAGUUUCCUGAACUUGUCAUAUAACAAAUUGUCGGGAAGAAUUCCAUCAGGCACUCAAAUCCAGAUCGCUAACCCUUCUGGAUUCAUUGGCAAUCUUGCACUCUGUGGCCCUCCACUUACACCGAAGUGUCCAGGAGAUGCGGAACCAAAUGUUGAGUCACCUAAAGGCGGUAGUAAAACCAAUCAAGAAGAUGAAGAUGAAUUCCUGAAAUGUCUUUAUAUUGGUAUGGGGCUUGGAUUCAUGGUGGGGUUUUGGGGAGUUUGUGGCUCUUUGAUGUUGAACCGUUCCUGGAGACAUCUAUAUUUCCGGACGACAAGCAACUUGAAUGAUUGGCUCUAUGUGGCAAUGAUAGUGAAUAUUGCAAGAUUGCAAAGGAUGUUUCAUGGCUAAUGAAUACUGCACUUUCGCUAAAAGGUCUCGACAAUAA